AUGAGCUAAGAAGAGUUAAAAAGUGAAAUUGAAAUAAUAUAAACGCUAUUAAAUAAAUUAUUAAAUGAAGAGUGUGCCGAGCCAAGAGAUUUUGAAACAGAUUUUGGAUAAUUGAGUGAUCAAUCUAUUAAUUUUAUGGAUAUGAUUUAGGGAUACUUUGAUUAUGAAAAAGACUAUUAGUUUUUAUAAGAAAUAAUAGAAAUUUUUAUUUAAGAGUUCAACAAAUAUAUUUCAACAUCACAAAAUGAUUAAAUAGAAUGCAUUAAUUUCAUUUUAGACAUUAUUUAUUAAUGUCUGGUCUUAGUUAGUGAGCAAUUAAAUAGUAAUCUAGCAGAAUAGAUCAUAAAAAUGAUAGCAAGUUAUUUUUAAUAAUAUUCUGAAGUAAAUGAAAUAGGAUUAGACAUACUUUGUGAUGUAUCAGUAAGUCUAAAGGAGAAUAUAUUACCUUAUUUACAUUAAUUAUGGCCUUAUGCAAUCUAAGGAUGGAAUAGCUAAUCAAUUUUAACAAAAUUAUCGGCUUUAAAAUUUAUUUAAGACCUCUCUACUUCUUGUAAAAAUUCUUUUAGUCCUUCUACAGAGAUUUUAGAAUAACUAUUAGAUUAUUUUGAUAAUAAAGAAAACGAAUUAUAGGUGAGAUCCUAAAUUAUCAUACUCUUUGGAGAUUUAUUCUUAAACUCUAAUAACUUAGUUCUUCCUUAUUUAGAUAGAACAUUAAGUUCCCUAUAAGAUGGCUUAUAAGAAGCCAGUGAAUAUGCUCUAUAACCUUCUGAGAUUGAUGAAAUUCAAUUAGAUGUCAUUGAGUAGUAUAACUAAAAUCUUAUUGAGUCAUUUUAGUGUAUUAAUUUAUCUUUGGAAAAGAACACAAAAGUAUUUGAUGUAAUUGAAACACUUAGCAACUUUCUUAAAGCUACUUGCUGUGAGGAGAAGAAUCCUAGUUAAGACUUUUUAAUAACAUGCUUAGGAUUAAUAGCAGAUUUGAUCAAAUUCUACAAAGAGGAAGUUAAAUUUUUAGUAAAUUAGGAGUACACUCAAUAUAUAGUUAAAUGUGUCUAGGAAAAUGAUAGCUCAAAUUAUAUUUUAAAAUACUUCAUAGAUAACACUUAAAAGAUAAAAUGA
Messenger RNA from Tetrahymena thermophila SB210, 1116 nucleotides. RefSeq lists its product as hypothetical. The transcript has a single exon. NCBI's taxonomy places the organism in Eukaryota, Ciliophora, Oligohymenophorea, Hymenostomatida, Tetrahymenidae. The record is from RefSeq and is a predicted model, not a curated record.